Messenger RNA from Sphaeroforma arctica JP610, 1180 nucleotides. RefSeq lists its product as hypothetical. Gene Ontology annotation, biological process: proteasome-mediated ubiquitin-dependent protein catabolic process. The transcript has a single exon. Lineage: Eukaryota; Ichthyosporea; Ichthyophonida. Gene Ontology annotation, cellular component: GID complex. The annotation marks the transcript as partial. The record is from RefSeq and is a predicted model, not a curated record.
CUUAGCUACGUACAUUCGGAUAUAUUUGGUACCUAGACCGGUAUAUGUGAUCGCGUCGGAGCUUGGAGUUGAACGAACAAUAGUUUAUCUCAGUCAUUUCUAUCGUCUUAAUUGAGCUCGUCAGUUGUGAAUCAUAUAUUCAGAACAGGAAAUAUAUAUAUAUAUAUAUAUAGGCCUGUGCGCUUAGCGAAAAUUCGCAUAUAUGUGCCUAAUCGCGUGAAGGAUUUCCAGUGCUUCUAAAAUUUUACACAGAAUAUUUACAAUAUCGUGAAGACGAAUAUGGCUAUUUCAGAGGAUUUGAAUCUUAGCGCUCUUCAGGCGGAUGCGGACCCUGAAUAUCGCUUCUACACUCUGCGCUGCUUAAAGAAUGACCUAAUCGGCUCAGACCAGAAAAAGGUGCAGUAUAUACCCGCGAUACCCCAGUUGCUGUCAGUUCUAAGAUACACAGAGGAUAAACCGGAAUGUUAUGUUCAGGCUAUUACCGCCUUAGGCAGCUUUGCAUAUGGAAACGAGACCACCAGAGAUGCGCUAGUGGAUGUGUGUAGAGAUGUGGUUAAUGUGCUAAUGUUCAUGCUCAAGCAUGAUGAUUAUAGGGUUGUGGAAGCCGCUGCACGCACCCUUAAGAUAUUAUAUUGGUCUGGUAUACCGAGGCAAAGCUCCGAGCAAAGCUAUACAGGUGUUAUAUCGGGUAAGCUGACAAACACAGGUACAGACCCCCAGUACAAGUCGAAUCACUCUAGUCUGGGACCGAACAAAAAGAGAAGCGAUAACUCACCCUCGGCAGCAGAUAGUAACGAUACGCUUAUGGAUUCGGACACACUUGAGUUGCUUAUCAGAUUAACGUCACACCCGUACGGAAGCAUAGCAGAGAGUGCGGCUGUGAUCCUCUCAAAGUGUUGCAACACUAUGAAAGAACAGGAAGCCGUAGCUGCAGCCGGGGGUCUAGAUGGAUUGGUGUGUUUGCUGGAUAGUAAGUCACCCAAGACGGUGGAUGCUGCGCUCGAGGCUCUAGCUGCGAUUACGCAUAAUAGAUUUUUGCUAUGCCAAAGAUUACUUAGGGCGAGUAAGGGAAUUGAUAAGAAGUUGAUGCGGCUGCUGCGUGAGGAUAGGAACAGUCUACGUCUGCUAUCGGCCACUUGUUUGGUGAACCUGGACAGAAUGAACACCGUCCCCCAGGUGU